This is a messenger RNA of Labeo rohita (rohu), 3524 nucleotides long. It is a transcript of the gene dstyk, whose product is annotated as dual serine/threonine and tyrosine protein kinase. Gene Ontology annotation, biological process: protein phosphorylation. Gene Ontology annotation, molecular function: protein kinase activity; ATP binding. NCBI's taxonomy places the organism in Eukaryota, Metazoa, Chordata, Actinopteri, Cypriniformes, Cyprinidae. The coding region runs from base 527 to 3253 and encodes 908 amino acids. The transcript has 13 exons. The record is from RefSeq and is a predicted model, not a curated record.
UGACGCCCCGCCCACCGAGCGUCCCUCUCGCCAAAUGGACGGGUAGCGGCGGCGGCUGGCAGCGCAAAACUCCCGUAUUUGGGUUGAAAAGUGAAACAUUCCCGACGCGAAGCGACGCAAACACCGGGAUUAUCGAUGAUCGGUGCUCACCCGCGGGGGAAAAAGCUGCCGAACAGCCGCCGAGCUCCACCAGCGACCCGGUUCGGCCUCAGGUCCGCGCGAGUGUGUGUGUGUUGCCGAUCAGAACCGCAUCCGUCGAGUCUCCGGAGCGCCCGUAUCGGUCCGGUUAACGGGAGGAGGCUGUCGCGUGUGUGACUGACUGACUGACUGAAUGUGUGUGUGAGUGAAAGUGUGAGUGUGUGUUGAUGCACUGACACACACACCCGCACGCACGCUCACACACACCGCUGGUUGUUGUUGUUGUUGUGUCGGUUCUGCGGUGAUCCGGGCCUCUGCAGAAUCAGCGGGUGUUCGGAUGGAUGUGUGAGGCGGACACACGAGCACUGGGUCUCGCUCCGGGAUCAGGAUGGAGAACCCGCAGAAAAACAGCCCGCUGGUCAGAGAUCUGACCCGAGCCUUCAGUCACUACAACAAACACAACCUCUUCUUGAAGAAGAACCACAAGGAGACCCUCGCCUUCUUCAGGGAGUUCCGACAGAACCACAGCAACACCUGCAGCAGCAGCAGCAGCACAUCUGGAGGUCUGGACACAGAUCAGCUCAGCUGCAUCUCGCUGCUGCGUCACGAGGAGGACUAUCUGCAGAAUGUGUUCGGCAGCGCCCCCUACAUCCUCAUCCUGGGCCAAGACUGUUCGUCCCGCUACCAGCUCCUCAACUGCCUGCUGGGAGAGAGGCUCCUCCCCCUGGGCUCGGAGGUGGGCGGGGCCUGCGGGCCGGAGGGCGGGGCCUGCAGGAGGAGGAAGUUGUGUUUCACGCACGGCCGUCAGACGCGCUUGAGCCUGGCGUUGCCGGGACAGUACGAGCUGGUGCAUCAGCUGGCGGCCCACUGCGGACGCUGGGACACGGUGCCGCGCGAGGACCUGGAGAUCCAGGAGUGCGAGGAUCCCGCGCAGCGAUUGGCCGAGCUGGAGAUCACGCUCCAUCACCCGCUGCUGCAGGAGGUGAAGAUCAUGGUGGUCCCGUGUUGCGGCGUUCAGCCGGUGGAGGAGGCUCUGGAGGACUGCAAGCGCGCCAUCCUUCCCAUCAUCCUCUACGCCGUCAGUAAAGACGCUCUGAGCGACGAGCAGGUGAGCGACCUGCAGAAGGUGCGCGAGGCGCUGCCGUUCCCCGUCUGCUUCGUCCGGAUCCCCGGCGGCCCCUCGGACCCCGCGUCUCCCGAGCCGUCCCGCGGCGCCCUCUACAGGCAUCUGCAGUCUCUGGAGCUCGUCGGCGCGGCGGCGGGAAACUGCGCCUGCGGGGCUCCGGCGCAAACGCCCGGGAGGAUGCAGAGCGUUGUGGCUGAGAGUCUGGAGCGUCUGCAGCGCGUCCUCGUGCCCUUCGCUCGACAGCUGCUGCAGAGUCAACAGGUGGAGGCGGCAACGCUGCUCAACGCCGUACACUGCCGCUGGCUCGACCUCUUCAUCAACCAGGCGUUCGACAUGCAGCGGGAUCUUCAGAUCACUCCUCGGCGUCUGGAGUACACGCGUGAGAAGGAGGGCGAGCUCUUCAGUUCUCUGAUGGCCAUCGCCAACCGCAAGCAGGAGGAGAUGAAGGAGAUGAUCGUGGAGACGCUGAGCAGCAUGAAGGAGCAGCUGCUGGAGGACGCCGCUAACCUGCAGUUCACAGACAUCAUCAUUUCCUCUAACGGCGAGCCGGUGAGCUCGAAGGACAUCAAGAUGUGCAUCAGUCAGAUCCAGGAUCUGAUCGUGGUGCAGCUCAAUCAGGCCGUGGCCAACAAACUCACCAGCUCCGUGGACUACCUGAGAGAGAGCUUCGUCGGGACGCUGGAGAGGUGUCUGGGCAGCCUGGAGAAGAGCACGCCCGAGUCCUGCACGCACAACGUCACGUCAAACCACCUCAAACAGAUCCUGAACGCCGCCUAUCACGUGGAGGUGACCUUCCACUCGGGCUCCUCCGUCACGCGCCUCUUCUGGGAGCAGAUCAAACAGAUCAUCCACCGCAUCACGUGGGUCAAUCCUCCGUCCAUCACGGCCGAGUGGAAGCGGAAGGUCGCGCAGGACGCCAUCGAGAGCCUGAGCGCCUCCAAACUGGCGCGGAGCAUCUGCUCUCAGUUCAGGACCAGACUCAACAGCUCCCACGAGGCCUUCGCCGCCUCCCUCAGACAGCUGGAGGAGGGUCACACGGGCCGUCUGGAGCGAACUGAGGACCUGUGGUUGCGGGUCAGGAAGGAUCACGCCCCUCGACUCGCUCGCCUAUCACUGGAGAGCCGAUCGCUGCGAGACAUACUGCUGCACGGAAAGCCGAAAAUGGGUCGUGAGCUGGGCCGUGGUCAGUACGGUGUGGUGUAUCUGUGUGAUAACUGGGGUGGACGUCAUCCGUGUGCCCUAAAGUCAGUCGUUCCUCCUGAUGACAAGCACUGGAAUGACCUCGCGCUGGAGUUCCACUACACACGGUCUCUGCCUAAACACGAGCGUUUAGUGAAUCUCCACGGGUCGGUUAUCGAUCACUCGUACAGCGGCGGCUCCAGUAUCGCGGUUCUGCUGAUCAUGGAGCGAUUACACAGAGAUCUCUACACGGGUCUGAAGGCCGGUCUGUCUCUGAAGGAGCGUCUUCAGAUCGCUCUGGACGUGGUGGAGGGGAUCCGGUUUCUGCACAGUCAAGGUCUUCUGCACCGCGACAUCAAGCUAAAGAACGUCCUGCUGGACAGACAGAACCGGGCAAAGAUCACUGACUUGGGCUUCUGUAAACCCGAGGCCAUGAUGUCCGGCAGUAUCGUAGGGACGCCCAUCCACAUGGCACCAGAACUCUUCACAGGAAAGUACGAUAACUCAGUAGACGUGUACGCGUUUGGGAUUCUCUUCUGGUAUCUGUGCUCCGGCUCCGUCAAACUCCCAGAAGCCUUUGAGAAGUGCUCCAGUAAAGACCAGCUGUGGACAAACGUCAAGAAAGGCUCGCGGCCGGAGCGUUUGCCCACGUUUGACGAGGAGUGCUGGCAGCUGAUGGAGGCCUGCUGGAACGGAGACCCUUCCCAGAGACCCCUGCUGGGCAUCGUCCAGCCCAGCCUGCAAAGCAUCAUGGACCGCCUGUGCGACAAUUCUGACCAGAAGAGCGGCAACCUGGAGGACUCGAACUGACGCAGUUUCCCUGCAUGCUCCUCCGAGACGCUCUCGUUUUGUGUGUAAAGAAAAAAAAAAUGGACGAACAUUGCUUGUCUGCCUCCGAACAAACCUGAUCAUGCGUGUCAUAUUCGCCGCUGCUCGUCACGGAUCCUCUAGAGCCCAGAGUUUUACAAGUAGUCGAGUUUGUGUUACAGAUGAACUGAAGCGCUGAUUUUUAGAUGGUGUUUAAACUGGUUUACAUUAUCCUGACAUGACAUUUUUUAAUAAAAUCAUUUGGACCAAUUCA